AUGACUACCAAACAAGUCAAGCUGGAGGUUAAAGAGAAGAAUCAAAAUAUAAAUGUUGCUGUCCGAUGUCGGCCAAUAAACAGCAUAGAGAAAAAGCAGGGUAGCUGCUCUAUCCUAAAGUGUGACAAAGCCAAACGAGAAGUGACAGUGAAGGAGCGGGCAGGCAUCCACCCCUAUACCAAGACUUACAACUUUGAUCAUGUCUUCCCGCCCGACUGCCUACAGAUUGAUGUCUACAAGGCAGUUGUCAUGCCCGUGGUGGAGGAGGUGCUCAUGGGCUACAAUUGUACUAUUUUUGCGUAUGGUCAGACAGGCACAGGCAAGACAUUCACCAUGGAAGGUGAUAGAAGUCCUGGAGCUAACAUGACCUGGGAGGAUGACCCCUUGUCUGGGAUUAUCCCACGGACCCUGCACCAAAUCUUUGAGGAUCUUCAGAAACAGCAAGAUAUUGAAUUCUCAGUGCGUGUGUCCUUUCUGGAACUCUACAAUGAGGAGCUGUUUGAUCUGCUAGGCUCAAGCAUAGACCCGCUGAGACUGCGAAUCUAUGAGGACAAUGUGAAGAAAGGCUCUGUGAUAAUAUCAGGACUGGAAGAAGUGGUGGUACGCAACAAAGAUGAGGUUUUUGAAAUCUUGCAGCGUGGAACAGCUAAACGGCAGACAGCUGCCACACUGAUGAAUGCUGUAUCCAGUCGUUCUCAUUCAGUGUUCUCAGUGACAAUCCACAUUAAGGAGAACACUGUGGAGGGGGAGGAGCUUCUCAAGACGGGCAAGCUUUAUUUGGUUGAUCUUGCAGGAUCAGAAAAUAUUGGGCGUUCUGGAGCUGUGGACAAGCGAGCUCGAGAGGCAGGCAACAUCAACCAGUCACUGCUUACCUUAGGACGUGUCAUUACAGCACUAGUAGAACAUGCUCCACACAUCCCCUACAGGGAAAGCAAGUUGACAAGGCUGCUGCAAGAUUCUCUGGGUGGGCGUACAAAAACUUCAAUCAUUGCCACAAUAUCGCCAGCCUUGUGUAACCUGGAGGAAACACUCAGCACCCUCGACUACGCAUUUAGAGCCAAGAACAUCACCAACCGGCCAGAGGUCAACCAGAAACUGACCAAAAAGGCCCUGCUAAGGGAAUACAAUGAAGAAAUUGAACGCCUGCGCCGGGACCUCCAAGCAAGCAGAGAAAAGAAUGGGAUAUUUCUUGCAGAGGAAAAUUACAUUGCCAUGCAGAACAAGCUGAGCCAGCAGGAUGACAAUAUUCAGGAGAUGGAAGACAGAAUUGUUCUCUUGACUGAAGAGAUUAAACAUGUGACUGAACUGUUCACCACCACCAACCAGCAGUUGACAGAGACCAGUGAGAAACUGACCUCUACUGUGCAGACCCUGAAAGUGACCAGUGAACAUCUUGGCCACAUCAACCAGGAGCUCAAGCUGACUCAGCAAGAAUGCAAUGAGCAGCAGUUUUUGGUUAACCAGCAUCUGAAGAAUGAAACCAUUCUCUUUUCUCAGGCACAAGAGUUACUGACUACAGCCGAGACAAGCGUUGCUCAUGUGGGAGGCUUGCAUGCCAAAAUUGACCGCAAGUGCAAUGUUGAGCAACACAAUACAAAUGUGGCAGCAAAUUUCCAGAAUAAAAUGGACACACACAUCAACAGUUCAUGUGACUUGCUGCAGGACUUGAGCACCAAGAUGGCUGACAUGAAGCAGACAGUUUCUAUUCACAUUGAAUAUCUCAGCAUGCAGGAGAGGCAGGCCCUGGAGUUGGCUCAACACAAACAGUUGUUUCUGCAAGAGGGCACUCAAAGGCAUCAAGCAGCUAGUGACAGCAUACUCCUGGCGGAGGAAGCAGCUGUGGCAUAUUUUACCAGAGUCUGCCAUGAAAUCACCCAGCUGUUGUCCAAAGCCAAGGAUGAUUUCACUAUUAACAGUGCUCAUCUUCAAGAUUUCAUCUCUGCACUUCAUAAACAACAAGAGCAAGCCCAGACAGCACUGACAGAUUACAAGGAUCAUGUGAUAGCAGAGUUGGCUGGAGCGUUUGCCCUGAGCAGGAAAUGGAAUGAAGAACUGACGCUAGAGAACAGCCAGAUGAAAAAGCAAUUGAUGGCAGCAAGACAGCAGCAGGAAGUCGUUUGA
Molecule: messenger RNA, 2121 nt
Organism: Candidula unifasciata
Lineage: Eukaryota; Metazoa; Mollusca; Gastropoda; Stylommatophora; Geomitridae
Source: the annotation of a GenBank genome assembly